UGUACGUAUAACUGCUUUAGAAACUUCCUGGCGUGUUGAAGUAUAUUUCUGCUAAAGCUAUUCCUGGAGAGAAUAAUUUUGUUGCUGGUACCGGUUGCGACAUGUUCAAUAACAAAGAAAAAAUAUUUUGUGAUGGAAAUGUGGACUAUGCAGGGCAAGCAGUUGGCCUUAUCAUUGCAAGUAAGUAAAUUUCAGUACCGAAAUGAACUUAAUUUAUGCAUCGCAUAAAACAGGUUAAGAUUUUUAUAAUUUGUGUACUCAAAUUACUUUGCCAAAUUUUCUUUGUUGACCCGUACAGACAAACAAGAUUUGUUCUUCGAUCGCCAAUAUGUUCUAUAAGUGUACUUGUUCAAAAGCUAGCAUACUAGCUGAUUACUGUAGUUCUGUGUGGAAUAAUUGCCGAAAAGAUUUACGGGAUGAACUUCAAAACUUAUGCAGAAUCGAGCAGCUCGAAUAAUUACUGGGAGCAACUAUGAAAUACGCUCUUCCCAAAUUUUGAAUAACUUAAAUUGGCCGACACUGGAAGGUAGGCGACUAUGAAACAAAAAUCUUGUGCAAUGUUCAAAAAUCCUGUCAAAGUAUUCCAUAAGUUAUGUCCACCUGAUCUUUCACGGUCAUUUAAUCGAGCGACUUUAAUUCACAGUCACGGUAUACGAGGUCAUGACUACAACUUUGUUAUCCCUAAAUCAAACACAAUUUUUUUAAAAAAUAAUCUUGAAUAUAAUGAGCAGUGGUAUGGAAUUCAAUACCAAUUGAAAUUAGGAAUUCCACUUCACUAAAAAAUUUCAAAAAUAAACUGUAGUGUAGAAAUAAUUUAAACUGUCUGUACCAGUGUUGGUAGUACCAAUGUGAAAAUGCUGUGCUGAGUGGUUAUAUUACUACCUUAAAAAAUAAGCAGAAACUCGACGUUUCGCGCGGAGGCCCUUUAAUUUCUCCUUUUCCUUGUAAAUAUUUUAAAUAAUCCAAACGUCACGGCGCCUGGAAAGACAGACCUCCGUGCUUAAAUAAAGUUCACUAGCUAUCAGUACUAUGUGCUCUGGCAAAUUGAGCAAAAUAAACAAAUCUUUAUUGUGACAUACUAGUUCUCUUUCUCUUACCAUCUUGCACACUGUCUUUGCUUAAUCGUUUUGCAUAUAAAAGCAAAAUAUAUACUGUAUGGGACAGCUUAAAUUUAAACAAUUCUAAACAACUUUUCACAAAUAAUUAUGGGCUUUAAAGCCACAGGCAAAACAAGGCAAAUUCGUGCAUCGCAUAAUUUGUUGAUGUUUAGAUGCACCAAAAAACGCCUCAAAACCCUGUCAAAUUACUAAUAAAACCUGCAAUAUUGUUUAGUGGUGAGCAGAUUUGCCAACAAGUAUCCAAAUUGAUAGGGGAUUCGAGGUACCUAUGAAUAUGACCGUCCUUAUCCUAGAAAACGCCAUAGUCCAACUAUGGGCUAAUGGCAGCGUAUAUGUAGCACUUUCUCCUCAAUUAUUUUAAGACCUAGAGUAGAGGUCCGACGAAGGACUGGACCCGGGUCUCCCAGCUUGCAAGGCAAGCAUGAUAACCACGACACCACAAGAGCUUGUAGAUGUACUUGUUAAACUUACAUUGGUUGUCUGUUAGUCUUCACAGUAUCCAGAAAUUUUCUAAUUUUUUGUUAAUUUGAAACAUUUCAAGAUUUAAUGAAAGUUCAGCUUGUUGCUUGUUGCUACGCAACGCCAUUUAGGGGAGUAUCGUUGGGGUGUCUUUGUAAACAAAGACACCAUUUCCCGUUUAAUAAAAAUGUUUUAGAAUUUCAAAAUGUAUAUAAUAAUGUGGAAAUUGAAAUUCGUGUCGUGCACUUUUGGUCUGAAGUCAAUAUUGUGAUUACUCUCGCUUCGCGGUCGUGCGAUUUUGUAAUCACGCGUUUGAAUUCAGACAAAUUACACUCCACUCACUUAAAUUACCAUUAUGAAUGACGUGUUGAAAAUCUGCUUUUCUUGUGAUUAGCAGAGUAACGUCGACUGAUUUCUAACAGUCUUUGAAUGAUUGCUGAUGACCUAUGUAAACGAAGCUCUAACAAUAUCUUUUCAACCUCGAGGAGCUUCUUCUUUAAACAUGAUUGCAUUUAUGUAAGAUCGAAAUCGAACUACAUCGAAAACCGGCUGUGGUUAUUGUGAGUUUAUAUUCUUUGACUUGUACUGAAUAUUGGUGUCUGGUAUAUAGACCCAUUGAACUUAUCACACCUAUUGACCAUGCAAUGGAAAAGAUGUAUUGUCAUAAUGAAAGAAAAUGUAAUUCAUUAUUCCGAGUCAAGCUCCAUUCAAGUUUUCCUCUUGAUGUCAUGCUAGAGUUGCUCCACUUUCUUCAAUGUGCGAAUGACAUGCCGACUGUCAUGUCGUGUAGACGUGCUUUCGAAGGCUCCGUUAUUAUUGAAGAUCAUUUUAGUUUUCCUCAAAGUAUUUUUUAUUUUACAAUCUUUGUCACAUGACUGGUUUAACCCACAGAGCUAGUUGCUCCUUUACGGGUAACCUGCUAAUGCAAUACUGAAAUAUAGGUUAACACAGUGGAUCUAUCGCUUCAAAAUCGCUAAUCACUGAGACGUUUGAUUUAAUGUGGUCCUGAGUAAUUCUAAUCAUGUGGAUCGAAAAAAGGAAUUUAAUUUAAAUUUCACAUGCUCACUAACAAAGUGAUAUUUCCACUGGGUUAACAGCAACUAAUCACAACACAGUUUGACAGAAAGACUGGACUGAAGGGACGACACAAAUGACACUUUGCACACACUGUUUUAAACGUUUGUGGAACAUCAAUGUCGUAGACCUCCUCAACACGUUUUUGGUAAUAUUUAAAUAGGCCGCAUUUAAAUUGACUGAUUGAGAGAUUUGACUGCCGUAAGUGUGAUGGUAAACAGUUUAAAGUCCUGAGUGAUCUGCAGUAAUAACUGUUCUGAAAUGUUAAAGUGUUUACUCUAGGAACUUGUAAUAUAAUUUUUGCUGUUCCAUCAUUUUCUCUCGUCAACCGAUCUGUUGUCUUUACAUGGAUAUUAUCGUCAUUAGAUUGAACUAACGCUUUGUAAAGGUAGACCAUAUCCAGGAAUUCACGCCAGUAUGUUAAUUUAAUGGUAGUAAACCACUUUUGACAAGUCUAUCUUUGUAUGAUACUCCUGACAAGAAUGGCAGCGAUAAAAUGUAUCUGGCGGCGCGACGUUGGACGUUUUCUACUUGAAGGAUAGGUGAUACCGACUGUGGUGACUAAAUUUGUGUGCAAUAUGCCAUCUGGCUUCGCACCAUUGUCUUGUAAAGCGCAAGGCGUGUUUUCUCGUUGCGAAUGUCCAUUGAUGAUCUUUUAAUGAAGCCGAGCAUUUUGCUUACUUUGGCACAUACCAUGGACACGUGCUAGUGUACUAGAACAAAACAUGCCAAAAACUUCGACACCUUCUAAACUAUCAAAUCUUAUCAAAUUUGACAAGGAAUUAACAUGGAUUGGCUCGCUAGAGAGUCUGAAAUUGUUUGUGCAGUUUGACUUGAAUAUUGUGGGACAAUGGUCGUCUCCUGGUGGAGAAGUAAAGCAAUUCACAAGUGAAAACUAUACUAUGAAAUGGUACGGUAUAAAGAAGCAGAAGCUCAUGAUAAUUCGUGACGAUAAGAAUGAAAGCCGUCGAGAAAAACGUAUUAAAUUUGCCACGUUGAAUAAAGUCAAUAUUCAUGACGGAGAACAAUCCGGCGAAGCCGAAGGGAAUCCAAACAUGGUUGAAGUAAUUGAGAAUUCAUUGUCGGACAAAGGCAAGUUCGAUUUUGAUCAUAUUACAGCAAAUCUAGAUAUUCCAGACAGCUCUAAAAUUGAGACAUUUGUUGAAAGGACUAAAAUUCACAAGUUCUCAAUGUUAUUGCCGUGAUCUCGCGUUACAACUCAAGCGUGUCGAACGCGACAUACAGCAACUCAAAAACCGAGCAGAAACUUGCGAUGGAAAUGAAAAUACUUGGGUAUGUAACACGAACACAUGCCAAAGUGAAAAAACUCUCCUAACUUAGACUGGAUCGAGGGGUUUUAAACAGGGAUAUCGAUCCCACUGAUACUUGCGAAAAGUAUUGGUAAUUUCAAUUCCACUUGAGCCUACCACAUAUUUGGUCGGCAUUCAUAAAAAUCGCAGAAAUAGAGAGUGAUUUUUGUCAAAAUGCAAUAUUUCACAAAAUAUUGUAGAAUAAGAGAGAUACAUUAACUUACACUUGCACCUUGCACCUUGCGGCUCGUGAUUGUAUUUGUAAAAGAACGAAGAUAUGAGUUAUGAAUAAGAUAGACUGACUAUUAAGUUAUCACUUUUAUUAAACUUGAUGACGUUAUCGCUGUUUUAAUGCUGUGACGUGAUCAAUUAAACUGAAGUAUUGGUAUUGUAUCGACCAAAAUGUGUAAUAUUCGCCUGGUAUGGUAUUUAGAAAAACUGGUAUUCCCCAUCUCUCCGGGUUUAUAUAUGGUUCCAUGCUUCGCAACUGUUUUCCGCUUGGUAUUGUAAUAAUAUUUUAUAACAUCAGGACUUUAUUAAAAUCGUUUUUCUGCAACUAGAUGCAACAUGGCAAACGGCCUGUAUUUCUUAAAUAUGUCUAUAUGUCUACAUCCUGCGCGAGAUAUCCCUUAUCCAUCCCUUAAAUAUGUCUACAUCCUGCGCGAGAUUAAUAAUGAUCCGCCUCUAGAAAUGGUCUACGCAUAGAAUUGUCCAAUUUUGUGAAAUAUUUCUCAAAAAUGGAUCAUUAUUUUAAGAAUAACAUAAUCAUCUGUUAUAGACACUCAAAGAUUGGCAGAUGAAGCUGCUGAGAAAGUGAAGAUCACUUACACGGACUGCAUGACUCCAAUUAUUUCCAUUCAAGACGCAAUUGAAGCCUCGUCAUUCUUCUCGGAACAAAUUGUGGAUCAAGUAUUUGGAGAUCCCGAUGGUAAGUGAAAGAUUUUCAUUAUGAUUCAAAGACUAAAGAGCGAGGCAAAAGUUGGUUUUCGCGAGCGAGCGCGGUUUGAACGCGUGCUUUUAGUUUCCCCCAGUUUUUAUAUGUGUGUGGCCGAUCGCUUUAUAUUUGGUGCGUGAGUUUUUAGUCUGUUAGUUUUAUCAUUGUUUUUAUAUUUUCACAGAGGCAAUGGCGUUAUCUGCGCAUGUCAUUAACGGAGAAAUUUCAUUGGGGGCGCAACAUCACAUUCACAUGGAAACACACGUUUGUACUUUACUUAUCUUAAUUAAGUUGCGGGACGUAUGAGACCGUUCGUUAUUUGUACCUUACAUUGGGUGGCAGGUUCUUAUAGUAUGUAGAAAAAAGUUAUGAGACCCAUCUUCCUCCGAAAAUGCUUUUUAUAGUAAAAAUACAUUUUACCAGAAAAUACAAAAGCCACUGCUGAACGUUUGUUUGAACUGAAUUUUGCACAAACCAUUUCCCAUUCACCAGAAAAUGUUUAUUUGCAAAAAAAAGUUGGGCAAUGCAAUAUUUAUUUAAACAUAUAUACAUAUUACUAACGUUUCCCCAAGAGCACUGGAUUCAUCAGGGGGCUUACGUUACAUUUACUAUUACAUUAGACUGGACAGACAUAUAGUUACAUUUACAUUAAUUUUACAAAGUUCAAGACAGAUAUAUAGAAACAAACAAUAUAAAUUAAUUAAUUAAACACCGAAAGAUGAUAGCUAUGACGAAAUUAAAGAAAACGUUUAGAUUCCCUAAUGUAUUGUUGAACAUACUCAAAUAUCACAGUAUUGUCUUUGAGUUCUAAAUUAGAUGAACCAUGCAUAGGCGUCGAAAGAUCGAUAAGUGGAGGGGGGGGGGACCAUAUUCAUAUAUUCGUGUUUUGCAUUAUUAAUUUCUUUUGAAAUCGAUUGUUUUUAAGGUCUGUGAACACGAAUAUAUGAAUAUGGUCCCCCCCCCACUUAUCGAUAUUUCGACGGCUAUGGAACCAUGCAAUAUUCUGUUAUAACCGGAUCGUGACUGGAUGAAGAUUGAAAUUUUACUACCCUAUGCCGAUGGUAGGAAAGUGCUUGUAGAGAAAUCCAUGCUUGUCCUCUCUAGACGGCAUACGUACUAUCGGUAGGACAAAGGCAGAAAUAUAAUUCGUCGCCCUCACAGCCAACACGCCUAUAAUUUGUUAAAACAUUUAUACGUUUAGACAUGCCUUUGCAUCCCUGGCGAGGAAGAGAUGGAGGUCUAUGCUGCAACGCAAAAUAUUAAUGGUACUCAGGUGGCAAUAGCUAAGGUUUUGAAUUUACCAGCGAAAAGGUUGGUUUGUUAAAUUCGGAGUUAUACCGUAGACUCGAGUCGUAGGACGUAGACUCUAGUCGCAAUGUUUGUGAUUUGACUUGAUAAGUAUAGGUAAUCACACGGGAAGGAGUGCAAUUAAUGAUUAACACUACGAGUGAUAUUUGAAAAAUGUGC
This is a messenger RNA of Paramuricea clavata, 6362 nucleotides long. The record is from the annotation of a GenBank genome assembly. NCBI's taxonomy places the organism in Eukaryota, Metazoa, Cnidaria, Anthozoa, Malacalcyonacea, Plexauridae.